GAAUGCAAGGCAAUCGAUGCCGCAGCAGCGAUGGAGCAUCCAGACCCUGCGGAAUCUUGGAAGACGCAGACCAUGGAAGCCAUGAAGGGAUACUAUGAAGCAGUAGUCCAUAGGCUUGCAGAGGCAAUGUGCAUCGAGUGCCGGUGCAUAGAGCCACAUGUCCAAAUGAUUGGGAAAUCAGCUGCCUUGAAACAGAUGCAGAACUACGAGGCUGGUUUUGUCGCUGUGGCAGCACCAGAGAUCUAUGCUGAGAUGGAGAACAUGUGGAGAAAGAGACAGAUUGUAGAAAUCAUGGUGGCUGAAGAGAUGGAUGUGGAAGCAGCAAUGCAGGAGAGCGAUGCAGUGAAGGAGGAGGACUGGAAGAAUGCCAAGGUCAACACGACCACAGCCAAAAGGAUUGUUCCCAAGUUGCACAGACAGCUUGGCCAUCCAAACAAUGAGAAGUUGGUCAGGGCGUUGAAAGACGCCAAGCUUGAUGAGGCGGUUGCGCAACAGGCCAAGGCAUACAAGUGUGACAUUUGCGAGUCACACAAGACAAAGCCGUUGGAGAAACCAGCAGCUUUGAAGCAGUCGUCCUACUUCAAUGAGGUUAUUGAGAUGGACACCUUCCACAUCAGGUGGGGUGAUGUCAAACACAAAGUUUUGGCCAUCAUUGACACUUACUCUCACUUUGAGACCAAUGCCAUCAUCCAAAGCGAGUCCAUGGAGGAAGAGAUUGACAUUUUGAAGAAGCAGUGGAUUGCUUGGGCUGGCAGACCAAAGGUCAUCAAGGCAGAUUCCUCAGGCGCUCACAUGUCCGAGUUCUUUCAAAGUUGGUGUGAUGAGCGGGGCAUCCGUUUGAUGCUCAUUCCAAAGGAGGCUCACCAUCAGCUAGGCCUCGUUGAGCGACUGCAUGCCGUCCGACGACAGCAGUUGAUAAAAAUGAAAGAUGAAAAGACAGACCUCACCAUUGAGGAUGCAGUCCUUCAUGCAUGCGAGCAAAGGAAUCGCUUGAGAACAGUCCAUGGUGCUUCCCCUUCAGCUUUGGUGUUUGGGCACAGGCCCAAUCAGUCCGGCAUCUCAGAUGAGCCGCAUGGUGUUCGUCCAGACGGACCUCCGCGUCAGAUGGAGGACAACGAAGUCAGAAUCCUGGCUGCCAAGGCCUUCUAUGCAGCCAACAACAGCACAAAAGUGCGACGCGCCCUUCUGGCGCGUAGUCGUGCCGAGCAUGAAGUCCUGGAAGUUGGGGACUAUGCCUAUUACUGGCGCACUGGCAAUGACAAGUUGGAGCACUCCCGAUGGCGUGGACCUGCACUGAUUUGCGCCAUUGAAAGUCGUGAGACAGCCGAGGGGUCACCCCGACCCACUGUCUAUUGGCUUGCCCAUGGAGCUUCUUUGGUGCGGUCUGCCCCAGAACAUGUCAGAUUGGAGGUGAGCAGUGAGCGCGCUGCCCGUCUGGAAACUAUGCCGCAAAUAGCCACCAGAUUGCCCUUACAUCGGCAACUCACUCAGGCUCUUCAACCAGUGCGAGGUCCCAUUCGAUUUUUAGACUUGGGGCCCGGUCCACUCAAUUCUAACGCAAGAGGUGUGGGAUCUGCUGGCGUCUUGGGUCUGGAGGAGAGACCUGAUGAGGACACUGCCCAUCUCCGUGGUGUGGACGUGGUCCCCACGGGGGCGGGAUCUGUGGCCUCCCCGGAGAGGCCGGGUGAUCAAGCUGCCCAACCCUCAAAGCGUAAGAAGAAAGAAUCACUCAUGCAGAAACAACAGCAAAAGAGUGAGGAGCGACAAGAGCAGAAUGAAGUGAAGAAGUCGGCGCUGAAAGCAGAGACAGAGACACAGUUGCAAGAGGCACAACAAGAGGAUGUGAAAGCGGCUGAGCGAGAUCAGGCCGCCAAUGAGGAAGGGCUGCCCCAGCAGGCCGCCAGAGUCUUGGAUGGUUUGCCGAGAAAGUCAAAGGCGACAGAGGAGCAACUCAGAAAAGGGAACCAGUGGUCAGAGGGCCUUGAAGAUGAGGAGAUGUUGGCUGAGGAGUUUGAUGAGAAGAGGCUGACGGAGGAGCAGAGAAGGAUGUUUGAUGAAGCAAAGGACAAGGCAUUGAUGGUUUGGAUUGAGAACUCAGCUUGGAAGGCAGUUGAAGAGAGCGAGGCCAGAGAAGGUGUCGUUGGGGCGCAAGACUUGGAAGGUGAGUACAAUGGUGAUUUUCUUUCCUUCAGAGACAGGCUUUGUGGUUUGUCGGGGAGGUUCAGGUUUGGAUCAUGGUCAUUUGGGAACACCAUGGAAUUUUGUGGCGCUGAAGUGGAACAGAGCUUGGACUAUGAGACAGUGCAGAUUUCCGUGGCAGAAUAUGUGCGCAAGGUCAAGCCGCUGACCAUCGACAAGAACCGGAAAACCAUGUCUGGUGACCCAUGCACAGCCAAUGCGCAGAGGCAGCUACGAGCAAUCGUAGGUGCGAUGGCGUGGCCCGCCAACCAGUGCUUGCCCCAGACCUCAGCGACGUGCAGCCUCCUUCAAGCAUCUGUGGCAAACCCCACAGUGUCGGACUUGAGUGAAGAAAACAAAGGUUUGAGAUUCAUGAAAGAUGUGGGGAAGGACUACAAGCUCCAAAUCCACAACCAUGGAAGCCUGGAGUCACUUCGCUUUGGUGUCUAUGCGGACGCAGCGUGGGCCGUCCGCCCUGAUGACACGAGCCAAGGAGGAUACAUCAUUUUCAUUGCGUCCAAGGAGGAGAUCAACGAAGGCCGAGCCAUGAAGCUCUCAGUUUUGGAUUGGUCGUCUCGGAAGCUUGCACGCGUCUGUCGGUCGUCAUUGGCCGCGGAAGCACAGUCAGCAUCCGUGGCAGUUGAUGCCUUGGAGUGGUUGAGAAUUUGUUGGUCAUUGAUGCUUUGGCCGACCAUCUCCUACGAAGAUGAUUCGGUGUUGCAAAGCACAGGUGAAUCACCGGUGCUGACUGACGCAAAGGCCUUGUUUGACUCGGUGAACAGUCUCACUCAGAACAAGGCGAGCGAUCGACGCACAUCGAUCGAAAUCAGCAUCAUCAGAGAUCGUCUGCAAGCCAUGAUGUCCAAGAUGAAAUGGGUGAACAGUGGACAGCAAUUAGCUGACGGAUUGACCAAGAGGCAGGCAAGAGAGCAGUUUGCCUACCUUCUGCAGCGUGGGGUGCACCGCUUGGUGUACGAUGAAAGUUUCGUUGCAGACAAGAAGGUUGGAAAAGAUGUGAAAGAAAGACAGCAUGCAGAGAUGGAAAAGUUAGCAAAAGAAAUGUUUGAGGGCCAUGUUUUUGCAGUUGAGGAUGAGAAAAGCGAGCGUGGAAAGUGUGCUUUGAAGGGAUGCGAAAAGAAAAUUGAUUUGACAGAAGGAAAGAACCAGUUUUGCAGCAGGAGACAUUAUUAUUUGAAUUUGCACAGAAAACAAAGCUGUGGUGACCCGUGGAAAAAGGCAGCAAUGCAUGCAGUUGCGAUCAUCGCAGCAGAGUCAGUGACUAGCGCUGAGGCAGCAAUCACAGAGAAAGAGGAUGAGCAGUUUUGGACAUUCACCAUGACGUUUGCUGUGAUCAUCAUUUUUGCGUUUAUUGGUGCUUUUGGGGUCGUCAUCAAGAUUAAGGAUGUUCUUGCGUAUUUCAGUGCACUCUUGUCAAAGUUCUUUGCGUUUUCACGGAAUGACAUCGCUUUUCAGAAUGAGCCAACUCUUGUGAAUGAUCAGGUUUUUGAAGAGAUCUACGCAUCACGAAGCCAUGGCGCGGCGGUGCGUGUGCGCGAUGCUGGAACUGGAUCGGCAGAGGCUGAGCCCUUGCGUUGUGACGCGAGCGUAGGCAGCAGCGACACUGACCAUUCACCCAAGUCAGUGCCGGCAACCGAUGGUCCAGAUGCAAUUCAGUGCAAGCACUUGCGCGUCAACUGGCAAGGGACGAAUGGAGUGCAGUGGAAAUGGACAUGCUUGGAUUGUUUGGCAUUCCAAGUUGUGAAGAAAGGAGAAGGAGUGAGCAAGCCAGUGCCAGCUGUCUCAGGUGUGAAAGCGCCAAUGCGAGAUGAGUGGAAGAAGCGAAUGGAGAGAAUGUUUGAUGAGGGCAUGAUCGUAGACAAAAUCAUUCAGACACCAUUGACGUUUGACCGUCAGGGACACAGACCUGGAUGGAUGUAUGUGAGAGAGGGGGUGCACGGUGCGUUCAAACAUUUGAGCGCUUUUCAGGAUCGAGUGUGA
Messenger RNA from Cladocopium goreaui, 4176 nucleotides. NCBI's taxonomy places the organism in Eukaryota, Dinophyceae, Suessiales, Symbiodiniaceae. The record is from the annotation of a GenBank genome assembly.